Cuculus canorus (common cuckoo) is the source of this 933-nucleotide messenger RNA. It is a transcript of the gene FAM133B, whose product is annotated as family with sequence similarity 133 member B. The coding region runs from base 132 to 881 and encodes 249 amino acids. Lineage: Eukaryota; Metazoa; Chordata; Aves; Cuculiformes; Cuculidae. The record is from RefSeq and is a predicted model, not a curated record. The transcript is spliced from 11 exons.
GCCGCGGCGGGCGGGGCUCUGCGGGUCCGGGGCCGCCAGGGGGCGCCGCGUGGCUCUGUCAUCCCCGCAGUUCGGCGGCUGCUCGGGGCGGUGCGGGGAAGGGCCGCGUCCCGCGGGGUCUCGGCGGCGCCAUGGGGAAGCGGGACAACCGCGUGGCUUAUAUGAAUCCCAUAGCUAUGGCCAGAGCGCGAGGUCCUGCCCCAAAUUCAGGACCAACAAUACAAGACUACUUGAACAGGCCAAGACCAACGUGGGAAGAAGUGAAGGAACAACUAGAAAAGAAAAAGAAAGGAUCCAGGGCUUUGGCUGAGUUUGAGGAAAAGAUGAAUGAGAAUUGGAGGAAAGAACUGGAAAAACACAGGGAGAAGUUAAUGGGUGGAAAUGAGAGUUCCUCCAAAAAGAAAGAGAAAAAGAAAAAGGAAAAGAAGAAAUCUAAUAGGUUGUCUUCAUCUUCCUCUUCUUCAUCAAGCUCUGAUUCUUCCAGCAGUUCAUCUGACUCAGAAGAUGAGGAUAAAAAACCGGGGAAGAAGAAAAAGAAAAAGAAGUAUCGCUCCUCAAGGAAAUCUUCAGCAAGCUCAACUUCUGAAUCUGAGUCAGACAGCAAGGACAGCACAAAAAAGAAAAGGUCCAAGGAAGAUUAUGAAAAAGAGAAGGAAGGCAAAAAUCACCGCAGGAAAAGGAAGAAAGCCGAUCGUGUUGAUGGACCUUUAUCAUCAGAAUCCAUGUCGGAAUCGGAUCAGACAGAGGAGGUGCAAGCAAAAAAGAAGAAAAACAAUGAGGAAAAAGAGAAAACAGAUAAAACAAAAAAGAGAAAGAAGCACAAGAAACAUGGUAAAAAGAAGAAAAAGAAGAUUACUGGUUCAAAUUCGGAUUUGGAAUAAUAUUUUUAAAAACUCAAGAUUAUCAACAGAAGUGCAAUGACUAAAGGAAACU